This is a messenger RNA of Myripristis murdjan (pinecone soldierfish), 3517 nucleotides long. It is a transcript of the gene fam217ba, whose product is annotated as family with sequence similarity 217 member Ba. The record is from RefSeq and is a predicted model, not a curated record. The transcript is spliced from 4 exons. The coding region runs from base 401 to 2107 and encodes 568 amino acids. NCBI's taxonomy places the organism in Eukaryota, Metazoa, Chordata, Actinopteri, Holocentriformes, Holocentridae.
GCCAGUCAGCAGCAGGUAAACAAACCUAUCUGACAGGGACGACGAGCCAAACAAAGCGUAUUCGCCGUUUGACCGCCUUGCAUUUUUCUCAUGUCAAGGAGAAUGUUAGUUGUAACUCAGGGACGCUUGCACACGUUUUUUCUUUAAAAAAUUGUUGCAUUGCAAUUGAACAGAGACGCUACUCGACGACAGACACCCCCGAGACGGAGUAUAGUGCAUCCGUGCAGUCUACUUUUCGACAUCUGCGCAUGAUGCAUUGCAGCACUUUUGAGAAAAUGGACGUUUUUAGCCUCAUUCUAAAAGUAGACUCUGUGAUUAGAGAUGUAGGUUGGGUUCUAUAGCUACAGUGUUGUUUUAUUUGUAGUGGACUCAAAACAACAGCCCUCUUGCGACCUGCAACAUGGGACCCAUCAUGCAGGAGCGCACAGCAUCCACGACACUGAAACGCGUCGUUUCUAAAGAGAAGAUACGGGUUAAAAACGCUGAAAAUACCGGGCCAGUGACCAGUUCAAAGAAAGGUAACAAGAUGAAGAAAACAAGCCAAGUGAAAAAUGGCCUCUCGGGGCCAGGUCAGGAUAAGGACACAGUGCCAGCAGUCCAGAGGGGUACUCAGUCAAGAGGGGGAAGGGUCAAAACUGGUGCCACACGAAAUACAAGCAAACUAUCAAGCCCUGAAGAAGAGGGAGCUUUGAGACCUCAACUCCGCAAACACUUAUCCACGCAGAGGAAAGAAGAAAAACGAGAAACUCAACGGAUUUCACAAUGCUGCAGUGAGCUAGACCAGAAUCGUGGGGGCAUGGGCAAGAAUCGGCGAGCCCUCUCCCUGCCACUCUCCCCAAUUGCAGGGCUGCGCCAGUUGCCAGCACACCCCCAAAUGCAUUCCCCAGCCCCAACCCCGGAGACACUACAACAGCACUACAACCAGAAAGAAGAUGACACUGACAGUGCCAGUGAUCUGUCAGACUCCGAGAGGCUGCCCAUAUUGCCCUCCCCCUGUACCCCCUGCACUCCUCCUCACCUUAACCUCCGGGCCGAGGUCAUCAACACUAAUGACUUCCCACCAGACUUCCCAGGACCUCGAGGUGCUGUGGGUGAUGGAGACGAGAGUGAGAAACCCACGUACAGCUACCCAGACUUCCUGCCUCCUCCCUUCAACAGCUGGAGCCUGCGACAGCUUGCAGUAUUUCUACACACAGAGGGCCGUGGUGCCCCCAGGCCCAAGCCUGUAGGGCCCCUAGAAAAGUACCUGGAGAGGCUGCUGCAGCUGGAGUGGCUCCAGAUCCAGACAGUGCAAGCAGAGAGUAACCGCCCACCCGGGGCUCGUCCAAGGCCACAAGGUUUCCCCUCCUCCACCACGGCUCACUCAUCCAGGCCUCACACAGCACCCCCGACCCGUCUAAACUCUCCUAAAGGGCUGCGGCACAGCCAGCGAGCCUUCCCACUCGCUCCUGUCAACAACCCCCCAUCGCCUGCUGCUGCCCAGCACCAGCUUUCCCGCUUCCCAGUCUGUCCUCACUGUCACAUCCGUUACCCAUUGUGCAACGGGAGCUGCUCGGCCUAUGCCUAUCAGCGCCAUUCACGGCUCAGCCCACUGCUUGAGCGCAGAGCCAGACCUGGGGCACCAGCCAAGAGGAGCAGCAGUGAGAGCCGGGCCACCUCCUCAGAAGGCCAGGGCACAGGAGGACAAGGAGGAGGGGGAGGGGGAGGGGGAGCUCAAACCCCAGUUAGCCCCUCCGUAGGAAAGAGUCAUCUCAGACACAUGCAGGCAGUCGGCAAUGUCCGCAAGCACUCCCAGGAACCAGGAAGUAACCCCAAUAGUAAAGGUCAGAUGAGGAAAGGUCGGGUCAGAGCUAACUCUGAGACAGAUGUGAAAAAGGAACCUGGUGGUGCUAAAGCAUCCAGCACAGAGAAACGUGUUUUCUCUGCAAGUAAGCGAGAGGUGAACCCUUCCAAGAGAGUAGAUAAGGACUGGCAGAGGACAGAGGCAGGUCAGACCUCUAAAACUGCCAUGAAAAGAGCCACUAAAGAGCCGCAAUCUCUUUCCAAAGCACCGCUGGGCAGUAAGCAAAAUGGCAAAGCAAAAAACGUGCACUUUGUUGCAAAGUAACCCCUAUAAACCUAUAGAGCUUUACUUAGAGGUUACUUGGUAGAGGAGCUUGAAUCUAUGCUUGCUUUCUGUGUAAUCAGUGUAUUACUAACAUGUUAUAACUGUUCCACCGCAGUCUAAAUCAGUCAGUUGUUUGCAGCCUUCAAAAGGUCAAAAACAAAUAGUGAUUAAACAGCUAUUAUUGCAAAGCAUAAUAAGACCAUCUCAUAGAACAGUUAUACAUUUUUCAUUCAAGAUGUACAAUACUGUUAUAAUCAUCAAGUUGCACUGUAACAAAUCAUUUUGUCAGAGAGGACUCACUAGGCACUUGACACAGAACUAGGAUUCUCAAAGUACAGCUUUUAUGUAAACUAAACUCUUGCACUGCGCAGUCAUGUUUGUCAGUAUAUGCUAUCUACCCUUGGACAGCUUUCAACAGUAGAAAUCUAAGUCAUCGUUUGUGAACUUCAACACACAUCAUCACAUUUUUGUCACGGAUUAAGACCACAGCCAUUACUAGUGGAAUUGUUUUUGAUGUUGGAAUGUAUUUGUUCUCAGAUGCUCUUACUUUUAACUUGAUGUUGCUUCUCAUCUAUUCUUUGGUGCCUCAUCUUUUAAGAUGUGUUCAGAUGUAACAUCAUUUGCUGAAAAGAAAGAGGUGCAAUAAACGGUGUUGUAUUGAAAUAAUGUAUUUACUUUCAGAUGUACUUGUGCAAUGGUUUUGAAAUUUUGGUUAUAAGGGCUUAUCAUGUUUGAAUAGGCUUGAAUUGUAGUUUAUGACAAUGUAUUUUGCCUAGAGCCGAGCUCUGUCUGCUGUUUAAGAGAGACAGUGUAAUGUUUGCUACGAAUGUAAAUGCAUAUUUUUCCAAAUUUUGUAUACCAUAGUUCUAUUUAUGAAAGCUGUUGUGUUGGACUUGUAUUCAUCAUUGUCAUUGUUAUGUUUACAUUGCCAUGCACAGAAGGUGAAAUAGUUAGCGAGAGAGCUGAAUGUAUCUUUUCCUUAUGUCUACUGUACUGUACCAUUGGUCAUCCUGCGAUUAAGUGGAAUUUCAGAUAGGAUCCACAUCAUAGCAGUUACGCUAUAACAAGGAAAAUGUCUUAUAUAUCAGCUUAGUAUUCCACUACAUACUUGAACAGUCUUUAGCAUACAGUGUUUACAUUAGAGUGUCUUAUUAGUUUCUUGUGGUUUACCAUGUGCACUUGAUUCAUGGCAACACUACAUCAAUGUAAAUGUUGUGAUGUGUGCUCAGAUUGCAUCUCCUCACUUAAUAUUCCUGUAAAGUACUGAAGCCAUAGAUCAGGGGACAGGAGUGGCGAUCUUAUAAAUGUGUACAAUAUAUUGACACGCACGCAGAAAGAUUGUGGUAUGUAUUUUCUCAAUGUUGAAUGCAAGUAUUUGUAAGGCAUAGAAAUAAAUAUGUUUUGCACUCA